UUAUAAUGGAGUAGUGGUUAAGCUCUUCAAUUAAAAUACAAAAGACUGAAAGAAACAUAAACAGGACACGACGGAACAUGUCAAUCUCUCUCUGUUUCCUCUGCCUCUUACCUCUUAUCUUUAUCUUCUUCAGAAAACUCCAACCCUCGAAAUGGAAUCUUCCUCCGGGCCCGCCGAAGCUUCCGAUCAUCGGAAACUUACACCAACGCGGAGAGUUACAUCCCAGGAACCGUAGGAACCUCUCCCAAAAGUACGGACCAGUAGUACACCUCCGCUUCGGAUUCGUCCCCAUGGUCGUGAUCUCAUCAAAAGAAGCAGCAGAGGAAGUGCUCAAGACUCACGAUCUUGAGUGUUGUAACCGACCAGAGACUGCCGGGAUCAGAAUGAUCUCUUACAACUCCAAAGACAUCGGGUUUGCUCCUUACGGUGAGGAGUGGAGGGCCAUGAGAAAGCUCUCGGUGGUGGAGCUCUUCAGCUCGAAAAAGAUUCAGUACUUUAGGUAUGUUAGAGAGGAAGAGAAUGACUUGCUGGUCAAGAAACUCUCUGAAUCUGCUUCGAGUGAAUCUCUGGUGAGUCUGAAGAAAACCCUUUAUACGCUAGUCGGGAGUAUUGUCUGUAGAGUAGGGCUAGGGCAGAAUCUACAUGAAAGUGAGUUCAUCGAUGAAGAUGGUAUAGCUGAUCUUGUGCAAAGGUCUGAGCUGCUCACGAGAACUUCUAUGUUCUCUGACUUGUUUCCCGGAAGAAUCGGUGAACUCAUAGAUUUGUUCACUGGUCAGACAAAGAGACUAGAGAAUGCUUUCUCGGAACUCGACACGUUCUUUCAGAAUGUUCUCGAUGAUCAUCUUAAGCCUGGGAGAAGGGUACAAGAGGGUUCUGAUAUUAUCGAUGUGAUGAUAGAUAUGAUGAGGAAGCAAGACUCUUUCAAGAUCACCACAGAUCAUCUCAAAGGAAUGAUAUCGGACGUAUUUCUAGCAGGGGUAAGCACAAGCGCAUCCACAAUGAUAUGGGCAAUGACUGAGUUGAUCAGAAACCCUAGAGUGAUGAAGAAAGUACAAGAUGAGAUUAGGACAACGCUUGGGGACAAGAAGGAGAGACUCACAGAAGAAGAUUUGAACCAACUUCACUACUUUAAGCUAAUGGUCAAGGAGAUAUUUAGGUUACACCCAGCAGCUCCACUUUUGCUACCGAGAGAGACAAUGUCUCACAUCAAGAUCCAAGGCUAUGAUAUUCCCAAAAAGACACAGAUCUUGAUCAACGCUUACGCCAUAGCACGUGAUCCAAAUGUGUGGAAAAACCCUGAUGAGUUUGAUCCUGAUAGGUUUGUAGAUAGUUCAGUAGAUUACAGGGGAUUAAACUUUGAGCUUUUACCGUUUGGUUCCGGUCGGAGAAUCUGUCCAGGGAUGGCGAUGGGGAUUGUCAUUGUUGAGUUUGGACUUUUAAACUUGCUUUAUUUCUUCGACUGGGGAUUGCCGGAGAAAGAACCAGCCAAGAAGAUCACCACCGGAGAUGAAGUUGCUCUUGACCUCGUUCAAGUUAUUCUGCCCUAAAUAUUUGGUUUUUGGCAACUUCUUAGAUAUGGGUUAUCAAAUGUUUGUGCUAUAUUAAGCUUGAUUCUGAACUAGAGACACCUUUAAGUUUUAAGUAUAAAGAAUAGUAAACCUUAUGAUAAUCUUCUAUUUAUCAAUUUCAUUAUAAA
This is a messenger RNA of Brassica rapa (field mustard), 1696 nucleotides long. RefSeq names its product cytochrome P450 71B28. Lineage: Eukaryota; Viridiplantae; Streptophyta; Magnoliopsida; Brassicales; Brassicaceae. Gene Ontology annotation, molecular function: iron ion binding; heme binding; oxidoreductase activity, acting on paired donors, with incorporation or reduction of molecular oxygen. The record is from RefSeq and is a predicted model, not a curated record.